Molecule: messenger RNA, 1134 nt
Organism: Didymella exigua CBS 183.55
Lineage: Eukaryota; Fungi; Ascomycota; Dothideomycetes; Pleosporales; Didymellaceae
Exons: 3
Coding region: 1-1134 (377 amino acids)
Biological process (GO): box C/D snoRNP assembly; snoRNA localization; maturation of LSU-rRNA from tricistronic rRNA transcript (SSU-rRNA, 5.8S rRNA, LSU-rRNA)
Cellular component (GO): pre-snoRNP complex; nucleus
Source: RefSeq, a predicted model, not a curated record
AUGUCAGACCAAACCCUUUUGAGUAGUCUCUGCAGUGUAUGCAACAUUCAUGAAUCGAAAUACAAGUGUCCAGGUUGUUCUGCGCGCACAUGCUCGCUACCAUGUGUCAAGCGACACAAGCAGUGGGCGCAAUGCUCAGGCAGACGAGAUCCUACGAAAUUCAUGAAGAAGUCCGAACUGGCUACACCUGCAGGUAUCGAUCAUGAUUACAAUUUCCUGUCUGGUAUCGAACGUGAUCUUGAGAAGUCGGAUAAGACGGUGUCAGAGAGAGGCCUCGAUGUUGGCCUCAGCUCCAGGCUCAGGGGUGACCAAAGCCAAAAGAUGGAUUAUCAGUUUUCCAAUGCUGGUGUUAAGGUAAUUCGGGCGCCCAAGGGCAUGAGCAGAGCGAAAGAGAACAAAACACAUCGGUCGAAGUCGGGCAACAGGAACAUCAUCUGGACGGUCGAGUGGAUCGGAGUGGAUAAGAGGCGCACGCUCACGCAAAGCUCUGCUGUAGAGCCAAUCUACAGGACACACCCGCUGUUCGAGAGCCCAACAUCGAAGAAGAAACGGAAGAGAGAGGCCGAGGCUGAAUCAAUCUCAAGGCCUGAACAUCUUCAGGGUAGUUCAGAGCCAACGGUAACACGAGUCGGAUCGUCCGCGAUUGAAUCGAAUGUGGAAGUGCCGGGUCCAGCAACUUCGACUUCGGUCCCUCUAGCAGCACCGGAGCAAGACGCAGGGGGAGCAGACGCAAAAAUACCCCAGCCAGAUUCUGCACAGCCUGAAGCAUUAAUAGACAGAAGACAUAUCUUCUAUCUUCUGCGGCCAAGGACGAGUUCGAGUCGACGCGUUCUCAUUCCUCUGACAUCCUCUGACACACUUGGUGAUGCUUUACGGGGGCAGAUAGUGGAAGAAUUUCCAACAGUAUACUACUUCCCUGCAGAAACACCAGAACUGCCUUCGGAGUUCAUGCUAGAUGAAGAGUACCGCAAGGAAGAGGGUGAACAGCAAAGAGAGUUUGAGGAGCUAAUGAAGGACGUCGACCCUGAAAUACUGAGGAGACUCAAAGACGACGGAACGAAUAGUAAGGUUGAUGAAGAGGUGGAUAGCAAGAGGAUACUCGAUGUGUUGAAGCAAGACCUGGGCGGCCUGUGA